CCAGAGCAAGUAGCUGCCUACACACAUUCGGCUUUUUUUUUUCAACAAUAAAUUUUUAAAUAUUUCUUUAUUUUUAUAUUAAAAUAAAUAUGCCACCAGCUAUUGAUUUAACUGCUAAACCGAAAAAAAUCGUUUUCGAUGAUGAUGGUGAAGUAUUAACUGAAGUUAAAAUUAAAAAUAAAAAUAAGAAAAAAAAGUUAUCAUCUGCCGAAGAUGAAGAAGAUAUCUCACAAAAAAAUGGAAAUCAUAUCAAAGCAGAUGAAGAAGACGAAGAGGAAGAAGAAGAUUUCUUUGCAAAAGAAGAAAAAUCAAAGAAAAAUAAUAAUUCAAAUGAAAUAAAUGAAGAUCAAAAGAAAUGGUAUCAAGUUUUCCCACAGUUUCCAACAACAGAAGAGGUUCUCGACAUCAAAGAGAAAGAACAAACUGAAUUGUUUAAUCUUUGUAAAACAUCCUACGAAACUGAAUUACCACGUUUUAUUAAAAAAAAUCCAAAUGACUCCAAAUGGUUGUUGACUGCAAUUCACAAAGGUACAGCCAAGGAUCGUGCCAAUGCUGGUGCACUUCUUGUCACAAGCAAUCCAAUCGGUAAUCUCCAAGCUCUAGAAACUUUGAUUGGUUACACAAAGCUUUCAAAUAAGUCCUGCACUGAAGUCAUAUCGAUUCUAACUGAUCUGUUUAUGGAAGUUCUUCUUCCUGCUCACAGGAAGUUAUUGUCAAUUCAAAUGAGAGCAGCUGAUUGGAAGGCAUUGAAGAAAGAUGAAUCACUUACAAAGGAGCAGCAAAGGAAAAUUUUUGCUUAUUGGUAUUAUGAGAAUGAGUUGAAGGAUCAAUAUUUUGAAUUCCUGAAAAACCUCCAGCAAGGUCUUCAAACUGGUCAAGAGAAUAACAAAACAACUUCAAUUAUUUCCGCUUCUCGUUUGCUAUCCUAUUCUCCCGAAAAAGAACAAAUGCUCUUGACAAUGCUCAUCAACAAAUUGGGAGACCCUGUGCCAAAAGUUGCCUCAAAAUCUUUGCAUCAUCUCUCCGAAGUUGCCUACAAACAUCCCAACAUGUGUGGUGUCAUUACCGCCGAAACAGAAAAAUUACUCUUCCGAAACAAUAUUUCCGAGCGAGCACAACAUUUUGCAUUGUGUUUCCUCUCCCAAAUUGCUCCCAGUGGACGGCCUGAAGUCUGUACAAAACUGGUCAAUAUUUGCUUUGCUCUUUUUAAGGUUUUAGUAAAAAAAGGAGCCAUAAACAAUAGAACUAUGCAAGCAAUCUUGCGUUGUUUGCAAAAGGCUAUUUUAGAAGCCAAACCAGCCGAAGGUAGCACAGAGAUUAUGACCAAAGACAUGCAAGAUACGAUAUAUCGUUUGGUCCAUUUAGCAGAUAUUCGUAUCUCAAUUCAAACUUUGUCUCUCCUUCUCCAAUUGGUCACAGUUAAAACAGAGAAGUCGGACCGGUUUUAUAAUGCUCUUUACAAAAAGAUGUUGGAUCUGGAAUUGGCCUCUGUGGGCAACAAAACUGCUGCACAGUUCCUCCACAUCAUUCAUCGAGCGAUACACAUUGAUACGCAUGUGAGUCGGGCGCAAGCUUUCAUCAAACGUCUGCUCCAGAUGUCGUUGUAUUUCCCAUCUGGAGUUGCAGCUGGUUGCCUUAUUGUCAUACACAAAUUGCUUCGGUCCAGAACUGACCUCAAGCGACAUCUAGAAGAGGAAGAAACUCCUAAUCAUGUAGUGGCUGCAGAUGAUGAUGAAUUGGCUAAGUUUGAUAGCGAUGGGGAGGAGAAGUAUGAAGAUGUUAAAAUUGAUGAGGAUUCCAAGGAUGAAGUCAACACUGAAGACACUGAGGAAAAGGAAAAGUCAAAAGGAUCCUCUUGGCAUCAUGCAAAGUUACAAAAUGGAGAACAACCUGAAGCGUCCAGUACGAUUUCGGCAACGAAAUAUGAUCCUUAUCACAGAGUUCCAGCAUUUGCUGGAGCGGAAUAUGCUCUUCAAGCUGAACUUUUGAUGCUGGUGGAGCAUUAUCAUCCCACAGUCAAAGUAUUUGCUGAGAGUAUACUUAACAAAAAAAAGAUCGAUUAUUAUGGUGAUCCUUUGAGAGAUUUCAGUUUGCCACAUUUUCUAGAACGAUUUGCCUUCAAGAAUCCCAAAAAACUGGAAAAAGACAAAGCAGAAAUGCCAUUAAUUCAUAGCAAACAGUAUGUUUCAUUUGGAACACGUGGCAAGCCUGUCAAGAGUUUGACCAAAUCCAAUUGCACUGAGGACGAAAUGUUUAUAUUCAAUUAUUUGGAAAAGAAACGUGAGACUGCUGUUGUGAAGAAGAAAGGUGACGAUGACGAGGAUAAUGAUACUGGAGAUGUAGAUGAUGAUGAAUUUGAGGAAUAUUUGGAUGGAUUCUUUGGGAAGAAAAAUAAGAAGGCGGCAGAUGAGGCGGAAGAGGAAGAAGAAUUGGACUUUUUGAAGGAACUUGGUGGAGAAUUGAAGGACGAUGGGAAGAAGAAAAAAUCGAAGAAGAAGAAGGUGGAUGUUGAAGGAGAUGAUGAUGAGGAUAUGGAUGAUGAUGAAUGGGAUGAUGAUGGUAUGGAUGAAGAUGAUAUUCCAGGAGAGGAUCAAUCUGAUGAUGAAGCUGGUUCAAUUGGUGAUGAUGAUGAUGACGAUGAGGGAUCAAUAUCAUUGGAUGAGGGUGGUAGUGAUGAUGAUUUAAGUGAACCAGAUGAUGAUGAUGAUGAUGACGACGACGAUGAUGAUGACGAAUUGAAACCCCCCAAGUCAAAGAAGGCUAAGAAAUCAGAUAAACCAGUUAACUUCGCCAAGGCACUUAAGCAUAGUGGAGAUAUGAGUUCCCUAUUUGCUGCUGCUGAUGAUUUUGCCGAAUUACUGGAAGAAACCGGUAAGACAAAGGGUCAAGGUACAUCGAGCGCUGUGUACAACAAAGAUAAAUCUUCAGACAAACAAAUGAAAUGGGAAGAGAACAGAAGAUCGAAUUCGAAAAAUUACAUGGGUAAAGGAAAGAAAUUCGGUGCUGGUGGAGGAGGGAAAAAGUUUGGAAAGAAAAGGAAAAGCUAAGUUGAAAUUUGUAGUUUAAGGCGAAAAACUAAUAAAACAAAAAUUGUUAUAGAAAGUAAAA
Episyrphus balteatus (marmalade hoverfly) is the source of this 3108-nucleotide messenger RNA. RefSeq names its product CCAAT/enhancer-binding protein zeta (gene Noc1). Bases 90 to 3047 code for a protein of 985 amino acids. Lineage: Eukaryota; Metazoa; Arthropoda; Insecta; Diptera; Syrphidae. Gene Ontology annotation, cellular component: nucleus. The transcript is spliced from 6 exons. The record is from RefSeq and is a predicted model, not a curated record.